AUGUCAACAGAGGAAGUAGACGAGCUGGUAGAUAUAGAUAAACUCCUAGUAUUAAUUGAGGCGAGGCCAGUGAUAUAUAAUAUCACUGGAAAGGACCACCACAAUCAAGAUGCCUUAGCCAAAGCCUGGCAGGAAAUAGGAAAAGAAUUGAAUGUCUCAAGUGCUGAGUGCAAACACAAGUGGCACAACGUAAGGUCUUCUUACGCUAGAUACCUGCGGAACAUCAAGAAAAUGCCGAGUGGCUCAGGAGGAAAGAAAAAGAAAUGGCAUUUAGCAGAAGCAAUGAGUUUUUUGCAGCCUUACAUGGGCCCAACAAACAAAAAUACAUGCAGCAACGGCAGCCGCAAACUUUUCGCCAACGACAAUUUCGAAAGCAAUGAGGAAAUAAAUCCUAGAAAGAAGAGAAGUAAGUCUGCCGCCGAAGUGGUUGGAGGACCCAUUUCCGCCUACUUUAAAUCUAUCACGAAUAAGAAGCCUGUUAAAGAUCACCCAGUUUUGCUGUUUUUCAAGGGUUUAAUGCCUGACAUAGAGAAACUGUCCCAAACUUCACAAAGAAAAUUUAAAACUGACAUUUUGCAGUGUUUAAAUCGUCUUUGUGAACAUGAGGAAAUGAACCAGUUUGCUGUAGGUCCUCAUCCAAGCCCACAAUUCAGUUCAAGUGCAUCAGUUAUAAAUGAUAAUCAACCAAGUACUGGUACUUAUUUAAGGCCAGAUUCAUGUUCAAGUGCUUCUUUGGGAUCAUUUUCAGGUGAUCAGUCAGGUUCAGAUACUCAUUUUCAACAAAACUCAAGUGUAAGUGGUUUUUUGAAGUCUGUACAAAAUCAUGGAUCUAAUCUGCAUUUAGCGCCUUUGCAGACGGCAAUGGACGUUGUUAAUUAUCAAACUCAGCAAUUCCAAUGA
Messenger RNA from Homalodisca vitripennis (glassy-winged sharpshooter), 900 nucleotides. RefSeq lists its product as uncharacterized. The transcript is spliced from 3 exons. The coding region runs from base 1 to 900 and encodes 299 amino acids. NCBI's taxonomy places the organism in Eukaryota, Metazoa, Arthropoda, Insecta, Hemiptera, Cicadellidae. The record is from RefSeq and is a predicted model, not a curated record. Gene Ontology annotation, molecular function: DNA binding. Gene Ontology annotation, cellular component: transcription regulator complex; nucleus. Gene Ontology annotation, biological process: regulation of transcription by RNA polymerase II.